This is a messenger RNA of Eremothecium sinecaudum, 621 nucleotides long. RefSeq names its product YbhB/YbcL family Raf kinase inhibitor-like protein. The record is from RefSeq and is a predicted model, not a curated record. Lineage: Eukaryota; Fungi; Ascomycota; Saccharomycetes; Saccharomycetales; Saccharomycetaceae. The coding region runs from base 1 to 621 and encodes 206 amino acids. Gene Ontology annotation, biological process: regulation of proteolysis; regulation of Ras protein signal transduction. The transcript has a single exon. Gene Ontology annotation, molecular function: phospholipid binding; peptidase inhibitor activity.
AUGCAGGCAUCAAUCAAUUUUGAAGAAGUCGCCAUUAAGACUCUCUCAGAGCAUGGAAUCAUUGGCUCAGAUGUCCCAAGUAUCAUCAAUUCAUUCAAGCCAGCGGGGAACCUGCUUGUAAAAUACGGCGAUGAAGAAACCGUUGUAAGUAUGGGUAAUAAGUUGGAGCCAGCCCAGACUGCUGAAUUGCCAAGUUUCAUGCUAACGGUUUCUUCAGCCGGCGAUGAGAUUGUGAAGGACGGUGACUUAGUCACGCUUAUUUUGACAGAUCCCGACGCACCAUCUAGAACAGAUCACAAGUGGUCCGAAUUUUUACACUAUAUGGAGAUCAAUAUGGUGUUGCAUACUGAUGACGAAGUAAGCUUUGUUCCAUUGGAGGGUGAAACAAUUGCUCGCUAUGUGGGUCCUGGCCCCCCUGCGGGCACUGGACCUCAUCGUUACAUUUGGCUGCUUUACAAGCAACCUAACGGUCGCAUUGUUGAGGAAAAUGCAGAUCAGUUGAGAUUGCGUAAAAAUUGGGGUUACAAGGAUGUGAAGCCACCUGUCGGAGUCGAGAAAUGGGCCUCUGAAAAAGGGCUCCAAUUGAUUGGAGCAAACUUCUUCUAUGCUGAGAACAAAUGA